GGGCCCACAGGAAGGAACACGUCAUGGCUCUGUUGUCUCCCCAUCGGCCUCGACAAGGACAAACAUUUCCGCUCCCGGAGCAGAGUUAGGGUGGGGCUUGGAUGACUUCCUCAGUUCAGGGCUAUGUGCGGGGGAGGGGAGGCCCAUUGGCUCAGCUGGUAGGAACCAGGCCUUAUAAAGUGGCAGUGACUCGGCGGUGAACCCCGAGUCCAGCCUCGUGACCUUUGCUGACCCAAGUGUCCUGGGGCUUGUCCCUAGCUGGCUACACCUCUAGUACCUAGGUUUCCCCAAAGUUACAUUUCAGAGAUGGUAGAGGCUGUGACACCUCUGCCAGGGCUGACAACUCAUGUGACUCCUCCUCUGGCAGGGAUGGGACUGUCCCCUCCCAAACAAGCCAGGUCGGGGCCCUGACCCCUCUAUGGGGGCGAGGAUUUUCCCUGUUGAGUGGGGGUUUCCCCGGCCUGGCUAACCGGAUCCUGACCCUGUGUGCCUGUGGAGGAGGGAAGGGUUAGGAGGGCAAGGAGUUUGAACUCUGAACCUAGGGCAGGCUCAGCUUCGGGGGCUAAGACCCUCGUAUGGCGCUUAAUGCCCCUCUAAGGGCUGAAGUUUUCCCUGGGCCUGCCCGGGAGAUGGGUGGAGUCUCUUCUCAGGCCAGCUCCAGUUUCCAUGGAAACCCACAGGCUUCCCACCCCGUCGGCUGCCUGGGCAGACUCCCAGCCAGGGCCUCUUUCGCCGCCGCCACCGCCGCCAGCCAGCCAGCCAGCCAGCUUCUUCCCAGGACCAUAGGCCACUCCAGCCUCAGCUUCUCCUGGCCCCCUCCCUGUGUCUGUUCCUGUCCCCGAGCCUCUGGCCUCUGAUGCCUUCAGGAGCUUGGGCCUCUCCUGCUCCACUCCUAAACUUCAGCUUCUCAGCAAACAGGCCUCCCAAGUCCCUGCUUCUCCCUCUCGGGCCUUGCUAACCUCACCAGCUCUAGGGCCUGGCCAGGCCUCCCAGGCUCCCUCCUCCACCCCCACCCCUUCUCACUCAUGGAGCCCCUGGGACUGGUCGUGCAUGGGAAAGCUGAACCUUUUUCCGCAGCACUCCGAAGCCUUGUCAACAACCCGCGAUACAGUGAUGUUUGCUUCGUGGUUGGUCAAGAACGGCAGGAGGUAUUUGCCCAUCGGUGCUUGUUGGCCUGUAGAUGCAACUUCUUCCAGCGACUUCUGGGCACAGAGCCAGGCCCCGGGGUGCCCAGUCCUGUGGUGCUAAGCACUGUGCCAACUGAGGCCUUCCUGGCAGUGCUGGAGUUCCUAUAUACCAACAGUGUCAAGCUGCACCGCCACUCUGUCCCUGUCUCAUUUCCCUUGCUUCUCACGGGCUCACUUCCCGCCCUGCCUCACACACACUCUGGCCUGGAGAGGAACGUGUGCCCACACAGAGAGAAGUAUGUAUAUCUCUCCCAACUGUGCCUGCAGUUUGUGGUGAAGGUGCUGGAUGUGGAGUUGGUUUGUGAGGCCCUGCAGGUGGCCGUAACCUUUGGCCUGGGGCAGCUGCAGGAGCGCUGCGUGGCUUUCAUAGAGGCCCACAGCCAGGAGGCCCUCCGGACCCGAGGCUUCCUGGAGCUGUCGGCGGCCGCGCUGCUGCCCCUGCUCCGCAGCGACAAGCUCUGCGUGGACGAGGCUGAACUGGUCCGCGCGGCCCGAAGCUGGGCUCGCGUGGGCGCGGCGGUGCUGGAGCGGCCGGUGGCUGAGGUGGCGGCCCCGGUGGUGAAAGAGCUGAGACUAGCCUUGCUGGCCCCGGCGGAGCUGAGCGCCCUGGAAGAGCAGAACCGGCAGGAACCACUCAUCCCGGUGGAGCAGAUUGUGGAGGCGUGGAAAUGCCAUGCCCUGCGGAGAGGGGAUGAGGCCCGGGGCGCCGCGUGUCGCCGCCGGAGAGGCACCCUGCCCCGGGAGCAUCACCGCUUUCUGGACCUGUCCUUCAAAUGAUCCAACGCCGGGACUCGCAGGGAGCCCUCGACCCGCCCAGCUGAGCCUGCCCCAAACUACAGCUCCCGAAGUGCUCGGCGUUCGGAGCGGGCUUCCGUUCCCAGCGUGCCCAGUGAGCCGGGCGCCGGAAGAACCGUUGUCUGCCACGCGCAGCCCCUUGUGCGGGAUCAAGGCCGUGUGGGCGAGGUGGGGUCGGGCCGGGCAGGGCUUGGGCUGGGCCUCCCUGAGGGGGUGAAACUCGAAAACGAGGAUUUCCUUCGCUCCACACCCUCACUCUGUGCCCUGCCCCUGGGCAUUGUCGUCUACUAGUCUAUUCUGAUGACUCCCACAUAUCUAUCUGUUCAGCUCAGCUCCCUCUUUCUUUUCUUUUUCUUUCUUUCUUUCUUUUUCUUUCUUUCUUUCUUUCUUUGUUUCUUUCUUUCUUUUUCUUUCUUUCCUUCCUUCCUUCCUUCCUUCCUACCUUGUUUCUUUCUCUUUCUCUCUCUCUUUCUUUCUUUCUUUCUCUCCUCUCUCUCUCUCUCUUUUUUUUGAGACGGAGUCUCGCACUCUCGCCCAGGCCGGAGGAGGGCAGCGGUGCCAUCUCGGCUCACUGCAAGCUCCGCCUCCCGGGUUCACGCCGUUCUCCUGCCUCAGCCUCCGGAGUAGCUGGUACUACAGGCGCCCAUCACCACGCCCGGCUAAUUUUUUUGAAUUUUUAGUAGAGAUGGAGUUUCACCGUAUUAGCCACGAUGGUCUUGAUCUUCUGACCUUGUGAUCCGCCCGCCUCGGCCUUUUUUUUUUUUUUUUUGAGACAGAGUCUUGCUCUGCCAUCGAGGCUGGAGUGUAGUGGUGCGAUUUCGGCUCACUUCAAACUCCGCCUCCCGGGUUCAAGCGAUUCUCGUGCCUCAGCCUCCUGAGUAGCUGGGAUUACAGACAUGCACCACAACGUCCGGCUAAUUUUUGUAUUUUUAGUAGAGACGGGGGUUUCACUAUGUUGGCCAGGUUGGUCUCGAACUCCUGACUUCAUGUGAUCUGCCAGCCUCGGCCUCCCAAAGUGCUGGGAUUACAGGUGUGAGCCACCAUGCCCGGCCUCAGCUCCUUCUUUCAUUCCAGACCUGCCCCCCUGGAGAUCGCUCCAUGAAUGCCCCUCAGACACCACAGGCUCGGCGAGAAAUUGAUCUCCCCAGCUUUUCCCCAGCUCUGCCCCCAUCGUGUUUCUCAUUUCCGUGGGCACCCACGCCAGAAACCUGGAUCUCAUCCUUGCCUUAUCCCUCUUCACACCUGCCUUAGGUCUCUUUUUACCUUGUAAGAGACCUUUCCAGUUGGUUCAGUUCUCUCAGCCCCAGGUUCAACCUGUCCUGUCUGACACGUCUCACAGCCUUCCUGCCUUCACUCCAGCACCCCCUCAAUCCGUUUCCCACAGUGCAGCCAGACCUGUCUUUGAUUGUCAGUCCUAUGGGGCUUAAGUCCUGGAACAUCCCAUUGACCUCCAGGACAAAAUUCAAUCUAUUUCACUUUCAGGGCACUCAAAACUACUAGUGAGUGGUUCCUCACCUCUUCUCUCAAAUACAAUCUUUGUAUAAAUUCAUUUAUCCUGGAGGUAUUAGUCCUCUAGCUCCAUACUUACUCAGUUACUGCAGACCUCUCUGCUACCUCCUUCAUUCACUAUACAUCUUGUUUUCCCGAGGAUGUGAAUCUCCCUCAAGAAAGAUCCCUGGGGCCUGGAGUGGUGUCUUACUCGUUUCUGCUUCCUCAGUCUCUGUCAGAUAAUCAGUGCUAUGUAAAUGUUAAGUAAAUGACUUUAUUUAUUUA
This is a messenger RNA of Gorilla gorilla gorilla (western lowland gorilla), 3755 nucleotides long. It is a transcript of the gene BTBD19, whose product is annotated as BTB domain containing 19. The transcript has 8 exons. NCBI's taxonomy places the organism in Eukaryota, Metazoa, Chordata, Mammalia, Primates, Hominidae. Bases 1026 to 1964 code for a protein of 312 amino acids. Gene Ontology annotation, molecular function: protein binding. The record is from RefSeq and is a predicted model, not a curated record.